AUGUCUUUCAGCGCUCCACAGCUUGUCGUCAAAAUCACAGCCGAAACAUCUCCAGGUAAAGGCGGCGAUGGGACAGCCAAGCGUAGUCGAGUACCCCAAAUAGCUGUGAGGCGGCAGCAGCUAUUUGGCAGCGACGCUCCUGUGUCAUCGCUCGCAAAGUAUGCGAUUUCUAGAGAUGUUCGACAACCUCCGCCAGAUCUAGCAAGAUUAACCUCGUUGCAACAACAACAGCAAGCUAGUCCCCAACAUUAUCCAUCGGCCGUCGCUGGUCCUGAGAGCGAGAUAGAAGGCUUACUUCAACUGCGUUUGCGAUCAGUUCAAAGACAGGUCGCCACACUGAAAGAAGAGUUCGAUCGACCGUGUAUUGCCACAAGCGAGGCAUGUCGCAAUCUGAUUGAUUAUACAAUGUCCACGCGUGACACUCUUGUCCCAAGCGUCUGGGGAAAAGCGCCGGCUGAGGAACGUGAAUUCAUGGGCUCAACCACCAGUCCAGGAUGUUGCAGCAUUUCCUGA
Protomyces lactucae-debilis is the source of this 513-nucleotide messenger RNA. RefSeq lists its product as uncharacterized. Gene Ontology annotation, molecular function: G-protein beta-subunit binding. NCBI's taxonomy places the organism in Eukaryota, Fungi, Ascomycota, Taphrinomycetes, Taphrinales, Protomycetaceae. Gene Ontology annotation, biological process: G protein-coupled receptor signaling pathway. Gene Ontology annotation, cellular component: heterotrimeric G-protein complex. The transcript has a single exon. The record is from RefSeq and is a predicted model, not a curated record. Bases 1 to 513 code for a protein of 170 amino acids.